Molecule: messenger RNA, 939 nt
Organism: Rosa chinensis
Lineage: Eukaryota; Viridiplantae; Streptophyta; Magnoliopsida; Rosales; Rosaceae
Product: myb family transcription factor PHL7
Exons: 6
Coding region: 9-779 (256 amino acids)
Molecular function (GO): DNA-binding transcription factor activity; DNA binding
Source: RefSeq, a predicted model, not a curated record
UGAUCGCAAUGGAUUCGAAAAAAUGCUUAGAUGCCUCUGCAGGGAACAAGGAACGGUUGCGUUGGACGCAGGAGCUACACGAUAUGUUCGUCGAGGCAGUUACCAAGCUUGGUGGCCCUGAUAGGGCAACACCAAAGGGUAUUCUGAAGGCUAUGGGAGUUCCUGGACUGACCAUCUACCAUAUCAAAAGCCAUUUGCAGAAGUACAGGAUCUCAAAAUUUGUCCCAGAGACUACCAGUACAGGCAAUCUUCAGAGGAAAAACAUUUCAGAAAUACUGCCUAACUUCGGCACAACAUCUGCUGCUCAGCUCAAUGAAGCGUUACAUCUCAUGCAUAUACAAGUACAAAGGAGAUUGAGUGAUCAACUUGAGGUGCACAAGAGCUUGAAGCAAAAAUUUGAAGCCCAGGGAAGGUUCCUUGAUACAAUUUCAGCAGAUCGGAGUCGCAAUGAUAACCGCCCGACCUUUACGAAACCUAUCAAACCCAUAUCUAGAAAAUCGCUGCCUUCUCUCUGUGAGGAAUCCGAAUCAAAUGCUAAGGACUUCGGGACGUCUGACUCGGACGCUGAGAAGACCGAGAUUCAAUCCUCUGGAGAAGAAUUCCAAGCUUUGAAGAAGCAAAGGGUACAUAAUCAAAACGACGACAACAUGGCAUGGAAUUUUCCUAUCAUUGAGGAUCAAACGGCCAAUAUAUCAUCAUAUCCUGCAGUGUGUGAUCAGAUCAGCUUUCCUUGGAACUUUGGAGCCUGCACAUCGCCUUUAGUCCCCAGUUUCCUAUAAAUAAUAUUGGAAUGAGUAUUGUCUUUUUUGAUGAGUUCCAUAUAUUUUUUGGAAGCAAAUGAGUUCCAUAUAUAUGUUUUGCUAAAACAUGGAAAAGGAAUAUUUUUUUGCUUCCAUAUAUUUCCUUUUAAUUCAGUCUGUGGAAGCAAUAAAAAUAUAU